AUGCGUGUAGCUUUUCUGUGCUUCUCUAUUCUUUUAUUAGAACGAUUACAGAGCUCUAACUACCUCCCGAUAGCAGUGCAAAUUAGGCUAACAAGGCAUGAGAUCGUGGGCGUCGUCACCGACGUCGGCAGCGGCGUCAAGAACUUCAAGGCCGGCGAGACGGUGGGCGCGGGGUACUUCCGCGACUCCUGCCGCACGUGCGACAGCUGCAGCAAGGGGUACGAGAACUACUGCCCCACCCUGGUGCUCACCUCCAAUGGCGUGGACCGCGAUGGCGCCACUACCCAGGGCGGCUUCUCCGACGUCCUCGUCGUCAACCAGGACUACGUACUCCGCGUCCCGGAGAGCCUGCCGCUGGCCGGCGCGGCGCCGCUGCUCUGCGCCGGUCUCGCCGUGUACAGCCCCAUGGUGAUGUACGGACUCAACGCUCCCGGGAAGCACCUCGGCGUCGUCGGCCUCGGGGGCCUCGGCCACGUGGCCGUCAAGUUCGGCAAGGCGUUCGGGAUGAUCGUCACCGUCAUCAGCUCGUCGCCGAGGAAGCGCGAGGAGGCGCUCGAGCGCCUCGACGCCGACGCCUUCCUGGUCAGCCAGGACCCCAAGCAAAUGAAGGCGGCGGCGGGCACGAUGGAUGGAAUCAUCGACACGGUGUCGGCGGGGCACCCGAUCGUGCCGCUGCUGGAGCUGCUGAAGCCGAUGGGGCAGAUGGUGGUGGUGGGCGCGCCGAGCACGCCGCUGGAGCUGCCGGCCUUCGCCAUCAUCUCGGGCGGCAAGCGCCUGGCCGGGAACGGCGCCGGCAGCGUCGCUGACUGCCAGGCCAUGCUGGACUUCGCGGGGAAGCACGACAUCACCGCAGACGUUGAGGUCGUCAAGAUGGACUACGUCAACACGGCGGUCGAGCGGCUCGAGAUGAACGACGUGAGGUACCGCUUCGUCAUCGACGUCGCCGGCAGCCAGCUGCAGGGCGCCGCCGCUUAGUUCCAAGCUAGCCCAGCUAAACCAAUCACGACCCACUGUUGGUUUCAAAAAAAAGAAAAAAACACGACCCACUGUUUCCAAACAUUGUACAUCUUAUCUUCCCUUU
Lolium perenne is the source of this 1081-nucleotide messenger RNA. RefSeq names its product probable cinnamyl alcohol dehydrogenase 8D. Lineage: Eukaryota; Viridiplantae; Streptophyta; Magnoliopsida; Poales; Poaceae. The record is from RefSeq and is a predicted model, not a curated record. Gene Ontology annotation, molecular function: oxidoreductase activity, acting on the CH-OH group of donors, NAD or NADP as acceptor.